UUUCUUCCAACUUGCUGCUCAAUCGAGUGAACAGCCUGCCGACCAAGGAUCCGAGGAAGUGAGGUCGUACGAAACAACCACACCAAAACAUAUGGCCGAUCCAUCGUCUCGCCCGAAGGCAUGGCCUCUGGCCGGUGCUCAGCUCAACGACCAAGUAGAUCCUAGAUCUGGUCGAGAGGGCCUCUCAGUUAAGCAGCUCAAGAAGGGUGCUAACGAAGCCACCAAGACCCUCAACCGAGGUAUCUCAGAGGUCAUCAUUCUGACGGCCGAUACGGAGCCUCUGGAGAUCUUGCUUCAUUUGCCUCUGCUGUGCGAGGAGAAGAACGUCCAGUACGUUUUCGUCGCCUCGAAGGCAGCUCUGGGUCGUGCUUGUGGUGUCUCGCGGCCCGUCAUCGCUGCCAGCAUCACAACAAACGAAAACAAGGAGCUGCAGAGCCAGAUACAGACGAUCAAAAGGGCCAUCGACCAACUGAUGUAUUAGUCGAGCCCGCCUGGCUUCCCUGUGGAAUUACCUGAAUGUGUGUGGUACAU
Messenger RNA from Fomitopsis serialis, 531 nucleotides. Its product is annotated as NHP2/L7aE family protein. Gene Ontology annotation, cellular component: precatalytic spliceosome; small-subunit processome; nucleolus. Bases 92 to 481 code for a protein of 129 amino acids. Lineage: Eukaryota; Fungi; Basidiomycota; Agaricomycetes; Polyporales; Fomitopsidaceae. Gene Ontology annotation, biological process: mRNA splicing, via spliceosome; maturation of SSU-rRNA. The record is from RefSeq and is a predicted model, not a curated record. Gene Ontology annotation, molecular function: RNA binding. The transcript is spliced from 4 exons.